Molecule: messenger RNA, 1555 nt
Organism: Amoebophrya sp. A120
Lineage: Eukaryota; Dinophyceae; Syndiniales; Amoebophryaceae
Source: the annotation of a GenBank genome assembly
AUGUCGAACUUGUAUUUUAAUUUUACCGAGCUGAUUGUUGCAGAUAGAGUUAUGGGAACGAACAUCUUUCUCUUUGUGAACACAUCGAUGAGGUGGAAAAAAACCUCGGGCGCGUUGAUGUUAAUACUGAAAUCGGCGGAAAGUAUGCACGGAGCCAGCGAGAGCGAACAACUACGAUGGCCAAGUACUAGCUCGAGCAGUCAGCAGCGUCGUGUGGUGUUUGUGGUAUAAGGUUUCUUCUGCUCUUGUGGCCAAGUCUGAUGCCAGGAGGGGACGCGGUUGUAGCUUCGCUUUCCGACCGUUUCUCGGGAACACGUGUCUCGGUGCCCUAAUCUGAUCUGUGUAUUGAAGCUUCACCUGUAGCUCUAGCUACUUCAUCGAUGAGUACAGGGAAAACUUGUCCUCGUCCUAGUCUUCACUGCGUGCUUCCGGGCCCUGGAAACACUCAGUGAGUGUCUAACUACGCUCAAUAUCCAUCGGUGAAAACAAAAGCGCUGUGAUCGUCGUGGGUGUGGGUGCCGGGCGAGGAGCUUAUAUUUCUUUAUGUUGCGUUGAUUAUGAUUCUGAUUAUUAUAUCGUUCGUACCUCCUAGCCACGUGCAUUAUAUUUCGAAGCCGGUGUCGAUGCAGCACGUGUAUUGCUGCAAUUAACCAAGGUCACGCGGAGGUGCCGUAGCACUUUUUCCGAAAAUGAGUCGCAAGGGUCGAAGGGCAUAUCCGUAUCCCGAUGGGAUUAGAAACUUCUCAACAUACAUGUGAAUGAGUGUCAUCAUCUCGUUCAUUUUCACAUUACCACCAGAACACACCUACUUGCAACUACCACCAGUGCUUUUUUUUAGCUUGUGAUAGUGUUUGUUUGUUUCACAAUGCCGCGAUGGGUUCUUGUUGUAGCAUCUCCUCCAGCUUACGAAAAGGCCAGAUGAAGGGCUGAAAACGAGCUGUAGCCACUUGUUUCUUGUUCCAUCUUUGGGCUUCUUUCAACACCGAUGGUGCAGAGCGUAUGAAAUAAGAGUAAGUAAGAAGGCCUGAAGAUUCGAACCGCCGACGGUGCAUCUAGAACUAAAAAAUGAACAUGCACAGCACAUCAAGCAGCAUUGUUUUUUCAUCAUGACGGAGCCAGCAGCAGUUCAACUUGUGCCAGACCGUGCGGGUGCGUGUUAGGGAGCCGUGCUUUGCUGCGUCACCCGGAAGCCUGGAGCAGUAUAUCUUCGCUCGUCGGGAUGAGCUCGGGCGGCCCUUUGUCCAUCUAGAUGAACUUGCGCCUGCUAUCUCCCCGCUCCAUUUUCGGAUUCGCAAGUUCUGCGAGUGUGACGACGAGUCCUGGUGGUGCGUCCUCUGCUCUGCUACUUUCCAACACGAACAAAGUUGCUGACCCUGCCGAGGCGGCGUUCUGGGAGGGCGAAUUAGUCUUUUGGGGCUUCCUGUUACUCGGCGUUCUCGUUGGCGGCUGUACUAGCAGCGGCGUUUUUGGCACCUCCGGUAGCUUCCCGCCCCAGCAGGCAGUCUCGCGCCCAUUUUCAUCCAGUUCCUUUGCACCGAACAUCAACGGGGAAGAU